Molecule: messenger RNA, 1368 nt
Organism: Humulus lupulus (European hop)
Lineage: Eukaryota; Viridiplantae; Streptophyta; Magnoliopsida; Rosales; Cannabaceae
Exons: 2
Coding region: 64-705 (213 amino acids)
Source: RefSeq, a predicted model, not a curated record
UGCUUCAUAUCACAAUAUACCGUCGUCGCGUCUCUUCUUCUUCUUCUUCUCCAAAACCCAAACAUGGGUCCUUCUCCUUCACCAAAAUCCUUUACUUUCCCUCACUUUCCACCAUUUUCCCACACUUGCCCUAACUUUCUCACUCUCACUCUCUCCCUCUUAGCUUUCCUUCUCACUUUCGCCGCCGCAACUGUCAGUAGUAGUCCUUCCACCAUUUACGAUUAUCUCCGGCUGCACGGUCUCCCAAUUGGCCUUUUCCCAAAGGGUAUCACUGAAUUUUCGCACGACCCUUCAUCCGGAAAUUUCCAGGUCUUGCUGAACCAGCCUUGUAAUGCCAAGUUCGAGAACCAGGUUCACUACGAUUUCAACGUCUCCGGUACCUUGACUUUUGGUCAGAUCGGGAAUUUGUCCGGCGUUACGGCUCAGGAGCUCUUUCUUUGGUUCCCUGUCAAAGGUAUUCGCGUCGAUGUACCCAGCUCUGGCCUUAUCUACUUCGAUGUGGGUGUCGUUGAUAAGCAAUUCUCUCUCUCGCUCUUUGAAUCACCUCCCGAUUGCACCGCCGUUGAACCUGCUGAUCUCACUUCCGAUGUUGCUGCCUUACACUCAAAGUCCCAAAUCACCGAUUUACAGUCUCGUUCUCAGAAUCAGUUCCGGAAACUCGGAUAUGAAAAUGGGCAAAGAAGCGAACUAAGGGCUACUUCGUAGAUUGUGGACCAAAGACAUCAUUCAAGAUUCAAGUUAGCUCGAUCAAUCUUAGGGUUUUCCUUUGCCUAAAGAGAAUGUUUAAGAGUCUGGUUUGGAAGGUCCUAUGCUUUUUGUAUGUGUGCUUGCUUGCUAGGUUGUACAGAUAUUUCAGCCUGAUACUUCCAUCUUUUACAAUGAAAAAGUAACAGUUUUGGUUAAGAUGGAAGAAGAACAAGAAAAAGAAGAUUUAUGAAAGCAUUGUCCUGCAUUAAUCGGGAAUUGAAUUCAAUACAAGGUCAGGUUGGUUGUAGCCAAUAAUGUCAUAGAGGUCUGUGUUUUUUGUUUUUUCUUUUGUUGUUAUAAUCACUAUGCAUAUAGAAGAAAACGUGAGUUUGUUUUUGAGUUCUUGUAAAUUAAAGAAAGUCUGUUCUGUCGGUUUUGUCUUGUGAAGUUGCUAAGAUUUUGUGAUUUUUUUAAAUAAUAAUAUAAGCAUUUGUUUAAGUUAUGAGAUAUGUAUCCAUUCUCUUAUUAAAUUUAUUUAAGAAUUUUGUUUUCAUGAUAGAAAGAGCUAUCAGAGAGUAGUGUUAUUUCUCUUGUGUGAGCUUGUAAUAAACAACAAGCAAUUAGUGGAGCAUUGCUCUCUCUUGUACAUACAUUGGAUGAUUAAACUUUCUUCCCUUACUA